Lolium perenne is the source of this 768-nucleotide messenger RNA. NCBI's taxonomy places the organism in Eukaryota, Viridiplantae, Streptophyta, Magnoliopsida, Poales, Poaceae. The record is from RefSeq and is a predicted model, not a curated record.
AUGCGGAUAGGCCAAAACGUCUGCGACCCAUUCUUACUAGCAGAGCACCAAAGCAGCAAAGCAGCCGACGCGGCCGAGGACGACCAGCUCCGCCGUGUGUCUGCAGGCCACGCCGGCGGCCAGCUCCGCCCCGCCCUAGGCUCGUGCGGCCAGCUCCGCCCGUGCCCGUGGCCGACGUGGCGAGCUCCGCCCGUGCCCGUGGCCGACGCGGCGAGCAUCGCCCCCGCCUGCCCCCGCCCGUGGCCGACGCGGCGAGCUCCGCCAACGCCCGCACCCGUCACGGCGAGCAUCGCCCCCACCUGCCCCCGCCCGUGGCCGACGCCGCGAGCCCCGCCCGUGCCCGUGGCCGACGCGGCGAGCCACGCCCACGCCCGCGCCCGUCGCGGCGAGCACCGCCCCCGCCUGCCCCCGCCCGUGCCCGUGGCGACGCGGCGUCCUCCGCCCACGCAUGCGCCCUUCGCGGCGAGCGCCGCCCCCGCCUGCCCCCGCCCGUGGCCGACACGGUCGGCUCCGCCCGUGCUCGUGCUGCCCGCGCCCGCCCUUGCCCCCGCCCGUGGCCGACGCGGCCGGCCCUGCCCGUGCUCGCGCUGCCCCGUUCGACAUCGCCGACGCGGCUCCAAGCUCGGCACGGGCGGCGGAGCUCCUCAGCGCGGUGGCGCCGCUCAUCACCGUUUCGGCCGCGGCGACCUCUGGCAGGGACGAAAAAAACGGACCAUGCUUAGCGACGGGAUCCUCCACGCGAGCUCGACAGCGGCGGUUGGCCGGUGA